CCGCCCACACACGCUGAUCCUUCAAAAUCGAUCGCAAGGUAGAGCCGAGUGACAAAAGACUCUCACAUCAAUUCACUUCAGGAUCUCCCUCCGACUACUUUUUCGCACCGAACACACAGUGGAAGAUACUUUGCAACAAACAUGUUCUGGAGCAGAGCGGUGGCGCUCUGUCUGUUAGUGACAGCAGUCGCAGAUUUAUGCUCGGGGUUGAUGCUGGAGAGGCUGCCAAGGCAUAUUCCACGUUCGAAGAUUCGCAUUUCCCAUGAAUCCGCAGAAGAUGAUGAUGUGGCUGAUUCAUAUGAUACGUCCGUAGAGAAAAAGAGAAUCGUUCAAGACCCUAUGUUGACUGAUCAUAUUCAAUCAUCAGGUCAACUAGCUCCAUUCAUCAUGAAGCCGACCUGGAAAGCGAUCUAUCCAUUUUCCCAGAAUAAACGGGUCACUCGAAGUCACAAAAAGCGAGAAACCGGCGAUGAAACUGAAAUGAGCGAGCGAGACCAGAAAGAACUAGCCAACAUCCUGAAGGACGACGAUGAAGCCGAAAUGAAUGAGAAGAAAAAGAAGAACGAGAAGAAGGAAGCAUCCAGGCACACCAAAACCAAGCGACAGUCUAGCGAUGAGCCAAUGCCCCAGGAUUUGAAAGAUGCAGAUGCCGAAGAUCAAGAACCUGCACCACCCACUCAGGACUUUCAGGACUGGCUGAGGAGAGAGUACUACAGGAAUAUGGCUAAAUCCUUCGCCUCCAUGCGACGCAAGAGGGAUGGUUCCAGCAGCUACUCCAAGAAGACUGUGAAAAGAGCCAAGAAGAGCAUUCAAACCUCUUCCACUAGCCUAUCUGAGAUCACUGAUAAUCUGAGAAACAUCGAGGACCAACUGUUUCAGGACGCACUGCAGACCAUGCGCGAAGGAGGGGACGACUACGAGGACGACGUCCACAAACAGAAUCGGAUUUUCAAUGACCUCAACCUGGCCUAUGAUUUGGAGACCAUGCGAAAUGCCUUCUUUCGACUGAAGGAGACUCUGGGAAACAUGGAGAAUGAGGGAGAUGAGGAGAUGUAUCACAGUAGCAGCAGGAAACGAAGCAGACAAUGUCCAGCCCUGGACACACUGACCAGUGACUGCUCAACUCUGAGUGACAUCAUGCCUGAUGGCCCGUUGAAACGUUUACUCCUGAGAGCAUGCAACUGGCAUGAAGUGUGCUACACUUGCGGCAAGACCUAUGGCUUAACCUCCGAAUCCUGCGAUGGCAGCUUCAUCGAGCAGACCCAGACCAUUUGUCGAAAUGACGCCCCAUGCGAGAGUACAGCCAGUCUCCUGGUGGUACCCCUGAGACAGAGAAGAGUCUUCUACAAGCGCAGCAAUCCCGACGUCUGCGUGGAAGAGCCUUGCGUCGAGGCCUUCCUGAAGGAAGGGUUGGCUGCCAUGGAAGAAGGCCGCUACGCCCUCAGGGACAACUUCAACGCCAUCCGGCAGGCUUGAAUGUCGUAGUCAACUGUCGUCUUAUGAUUUUUCUGUCUCUAGUGUGGCAGAAGAAAUCUUGCAAGGAUGGAAAGUUGGUACAGCUUGUACCGGUGCCACACUACCUAUGUUGGCCGUAAAUGUGAUUUCUGUCUUUCAAUUUUUCAUUCACUUCCUUUUUGAUGUAAUGUAUUCGUGGUUGAUUAUAAGUAUGAUUUUUUUUCAGUAGAAUUCCUUUCUUAGUGGUGUAAUGUUUAUUGAAGGCAGGCGAGAUGGGGAGAGUGGCUAUAAUGUUAAUUGUUCAUGUAAUGUUAAAUGAUCUAUAAAUGGAUGUUUUAAUGUUCAAUAAAUGUUCUGAAAAACAUUUGUUUGCUAUGUUAGAAUUUUUUAUGUUACCUUUUUGAAUGCGAAAAGUUGUUCCAAUAAAAAAUUUUUUGUUCGAAAA
This is a messenger RNA of Argiope bruennichi, 1900 nucleotides long. RefSeq lists its product as uncharacterized. The record is from RefSeq and is a predicted model, not a curated record. The coding region runs from base 142 to 1476 and encodes 444 amino acids. Gene Ontology annotation, molecular function: A2-type glycerophospholipase activity. Gene Ontology annotation, biological process: arachidonate secretion; phospholipid metabolic process. The transcript is spliced from 6 exons. NCBI's taxonomy places the organism in Eukaryota, Metazoa, Arthropoda, Arachnida, Araneae, Araneidae.